Molecule: messenger RNA, 779 nt
Organism: Acanthopagrus latus (yellowfin seabream)
Lineage: Eukaryota; Metazoa; Chordata; Actinopteri; Spariformes; Sparidae
Gene: cox4i1
Product: cytochrome c oxidase subunit 4 isoform 1, mitochondrial
Exons: 5
Coding region: 83-592 (169 amino acids)
Biological process (GO): mitochondrial electron transport, cytochrome c to oxygen
Source: RefSeq, a predicted model, not a curated record
CCUCCUUCUCCUUGUGACGUACGUAUAUCCGUUCGCAAACGCACUUCCUUUCAGACCAUCGCCGUACGGGAGAGAGGAGAAAAUGCUGGCCACCAGAGCUCUGCGCCUCGUUGGCAAGCGUGCCAUUUCAACAUCUGUGUGUGUACGUGGAGGACAUGGUGUUGCAAAGGUAGAGGACUACACUCUCCCUGCCUACUUUGAUAAGCGGGAAGAACCCCUUCCUGAUAUCUGCUAUGUGCAGACCCUGAGUCCAGAGCAGAAGUCCCUGAAGGAGAAGGAGAUGGGCUCCUGGGCUUCCCUCUCCAAUGAUGAGAAGAUUGCAUUGUACCGCAUCAGCUUCAAAGAGAGCUUUGCUGAGAUGAACCACCCAACAUCGGAGUGGAAGUCUGUGCUUGCAGGGAUGUUCUUUUUCAUCGGCUUCACUGGCUUUGUUGUGCUCUGGCAGAGGAAGUAUGUAUACGGAGACGUCCCACACACAUUUGAUCCUGAGUACAAAGCAAAGGAGCUCCAGAGGAUGCUGGACAUGAGAAUCAACCCCGUGGAGGGCUUCUCCGCCAAGUGGGACUACGAGAACAAGCAGUGGAAAAAGUAAAGGACCCAGAGGACCAUAAAGCAUACUUGAACAUAACAGCAGACCAACUCAAAGAUACACAAAUACCUAUAUUUCUGUAUUUAUCCAUUGUCCAUAUUACCUCAGUCUGUGCAUUCUGGAAGACCACUUCCUCUUAAGGUCACUGUGUAUUAUAGAAAUGAAAAUAAAAAUAGUUAAACUGAUAAAA